Molecule: messenger RNA, 3201 nt
Organism: Blumeria graminis f. sp. triticale
Lineage: Eukaryota; Fungi; Ascomycota; Leotiomycetes; Helotiales; Erysiphaceae
Source: the annotation of a GenBank genome assembly
AUGGUGGAAUUUGCAUCCUACGACGAGAUUGACUGGCAACAGGCAGAAGAGGAUGAUAACAAUGCCAUUGAGCAACUGCUCAAGGGCGCAGAGGAAGGGGGACCUAUUCUACAUGAUGAUCGUGAGCUUGAGUUGGGAGAAAAAGCGGAAAAUGCAGAAGAUUAUGAAGAUAUUGGAGAUGACGAUCUUCCGGAGGAAGAAGAGCCGACAAUUAAGAAGGAACCUGUUGAGACCAAUCUGGAAGAUAUAGACUUCGACGAAGAUGAUUUGUUUGGUGAUGGCGGGCGGGCUAGCUCUCCUUUUGACAAUAACUUCGAAGCGCAGGAUAUAGAGCUCACUACUUGCACUGGGGAGUCUAGAAAAAUAGACCCAGAUACUGUCUUGCCUACAUUGGAGCCUGAGCCAAUAAUCGACUUACGCGAGCUAAAUUUCCCCUCAACCUACGAAGCUGAUGAUGAUAUCAUAGUAACAGACGACGUUGAAGAGGUUAGAAAACUUGUUCAAGAAAAAUUUCCUACCUUCGAUGCUGAUGGAAUUCUUAAUUGGAACGAACUUCUACCAACUAAGGGUGCUUUCUGGACACCACAAGAGCCUCUUAAGCCGCCUAAACCGACAAAUCCUACCAAAAUUAGUCUUGAUCUCGCAGAAGACCAGGAAAAGUUGUUUCGGGGGUCUGCUCCAACUAUUGGUGAUAAAUUUAAACGUGCUGUUGAUAUCAGCGCAAAAGGCAUAGUAACGGUUGAAAGUGAAUCUGUUGAACAAGAAGAAAGCGAGGACGAGUUUGACUUCUCACCACUCACUAUUAGCGAUAAAGUUGGUGGCUUUACUUUACGUGAUCUUGAAUUUAUUUGUUCAGACUUUGAGAAGGCUAUCAAUGUAGCUUGUGCCCCCGAACCAGUAGAAGAAGAAGAGGAGCCUAUGGACGAGUGGGAAAAAGAAAUACUGGGUCAUUCCUCAAAACGAAAGAAAAAAGUUAAUGAAAUUGAGAAAGAAUUUAUUAUUGAACCCAGAUAUGCUGUUCCAUCAUUUGAUAAUUUCGAGGCAAUGACAGCCCAGGUGGCUAAACGGGUCAUAAUAGAUCUCAAUGACCCAUAUUUGCUUAUUGAUAUGCAGGAAUCCAAUCCUCAAUCAAAGCGUCGGCGACUCGGUCCCGGUAACUAUUCACGGAAUGGAAAUGAUAGCUUCACCUCUAGGCUCACCUCUAGGUUUAACUACUCAAAUGACGAAGCUUAUGAAGCUCUCAAAGAAAACCAUCAGAAUAAGGUUAGGGCCACAUUAGGCCACCUCACUGUAGAACAUAGUAUGCCAGCGCUAAAGCUACAAUGGCCGUAUUACCAGGUCAAACUGUUUGUGGAUCAAGCUAGAUCAUUUCAUCGCCCUUCGCUCAAAUUUAAGCGUUUUCAGGGUCAGCUCAUACAUUUCUCAAAGCCUGGAAUGCGAAAAAAAAAAGCCGUUAAAGGUAUGCAAACUCACGAAAUUUUCAAGGAGACCAAGGAUUUGUCUCUAGCAGACCACUACUCAACAGCAACGCUAUUUGAGUACUCAGAAGAACACCCAACUGUUUUAUCUGGCUUCGGUAUGGGUAAUCGCAUCAUAAAUUAUUACCGUCGCAAAGACGCGGAUGACUCCGAACGCCCUCAGCCUGAGGAUAAGAUUGGUGAUACAACUGUACUUUUACCUGAGGAUAGGUCGCCAUUUUCUAAUUUCGGUAUGGUUGAUCCUGGACAAACCGUGCGCACCCUUCACAAUAGCAUGUUUCGAGCACCUAUCUUCAAACACGAAACUAAGCCUACAGACUUCUUAUGCAUACGUAGUAGCACUGGCAUUGAGGGUACAAAAUGGCACCUAAGAAAUAUAGAUAAUCUCUUCGUAGUCGGGCAACAGCUCCCUUCCAUGGAGAUACCCGGUCCACAUUCGCGGAAAGUCACCAAUGCUGCCAAAAAUCGAAUGAAAAUGAUAGCCUAUCGAAAAAUAAGACAUAGCCCUCAACAGCACGUCAAAAUUGCUGAUGUCACCUCUCACAUUAUUGACUCAACAGAUAUGCAGAACCGACAAAAGCUUAAAGAAUUUAUGGUCUACGAUAAGGUCGAAAAAGUGUGGAAAAUGCCACCUGGUGAUCAUGUUCGAGACGAGGCCCAGAUUAGAUCAAUGAUCAAACCAGAAGACGUUUGUGUCUUGGAUGCUAUGCAGGUUGGGUCGAGGUAUCUCGAGGACGCUGGCUACGAGGCAAAAGAUGAUAAAGAUGUAAAAGAUACGGAUGUUCCGGAUGGUGAUACUGAGGAGAGUCUAGAGCAGAGUUUAGCUCCCUGGAGUACCACCAAAAGCUUUCUGGAUGCAUCAGCAGAUAAAGCUAUGCUGGCUCUGAAGGGUCCUGGUGAUCCCUCAGGCUGUGGUCUAGCAUUGAGUUUCUUAAAGACUUCCAUGAAAGGUGGAUUCCUACAAAAUCUUGGCAAAGAUAAAGGUGAUGCGCAUCAGAAGGCUAGAGAAGCCCUCGAUCCUAGCAAAAAUGGCGGACAUACCUAUAAUGUAAAACUCCAACAAAAUAUAUACAAUAAUACAAUUCGUGAAAUUUGGGACGCUCAGAUGGCCAAUCUUAGUGAUCGAGCAGAAUACCAAUAUACCAGGGAAGAAAUAGAAAAGCACGAUACCCCGCGGAUCACUCAUUUUGAUGAUACUGCAAGUCAGUACACCUCCAUGAGCACGUCCGAAAAAAUAAUGCGUAUUACUAGAAAAUAUAAAAAUAAAUUAGGGCAUAUCGAGGAGGUUACCCAAACAGUCACUGAUCCUCGGAUAUGGAAAGCAUACCAAAAACGGCGAAUCGAAAUUGAUACAGCUGGAAAGGACGUAACAUCUUUCAGGCCUACGGGAGACCCAGAAAAAGACGAGGCCCAAAAGCGAGCUAUCAGAAAGGAAUUAGCUCGACUUAACAAGAACCGAGUUAGGCGUCAUGUCAGAGAGAAACAGAAGGGUAGAAUCAACCCUUCACAAGCUAGCUCUCCGGGACCAACCGGAUCACCUGCUCCUAUUCCAUCUGUUGAGAAUACAACCGGAACAACGAGAAAAUGUGCAAAUUGCGGCCAAGCUGGCCACAUCAAGACAAAUAAAAAACUUUGUCCAAUGUUAAACGGCACAAUGGAUUCAGAUGACUUAGCGCCAAAAAAUGGUGGCUUCGGCGCUAUCUCUACACCAUUAUUGUCAUGA